This is a messenger RNA of Paraglomus occultum, 1512 nucleotides long. NCBI's taxonomy places the organism in Eukaryota, Fungi, Glomeromycota, Glomeromycetes, Paraglomerales, Paraglomeraceae. The record is from the annotation of a GenBank genome assembly.
AUGACUGAUUUACCCAUAUCAGAAACAACACUACUUGCUAUAUUUACGUUUGUGUUAGUAUUUAUUCGUGGUGUUAGUUUAUACAUUAACUUCCGUCAAGAUGCUAAUUUACGGCCAAGGACACCGCACGUUACACUGGUGGUGUUGGGUGAUAUUGGCAGGUCACCGAGAAUGCAAUACCAUGCUCUGAAUUUCGCCAGAAAUGAGUGUUGGGUUGAUUUUGUGGGGUUUGAUGGUGCCAAACCAUUGAACUCUAUCAUAGAACAUCCAUCUAUAAAACUUCAUUAUAUACCUCAUCCAUGGAAACUUCCCGCAUAUCUUCCAAAAGCGUUAUAUCUUGUAGUUGCAGCUUUCAAAGUAUAUUUCCAACUGGUUAUCUUAUAUUGGACCCUACUCUUCCGCAUAAAAUCUCCCGAUUUCGUUCUUGUUCAGAAUCCGCCCGCCAUUCCGACGCUAGCGAUUGUGCAAUUUGUCUGUUGGCUCCGACAAACCAAUCUGAUAGUAGAUUGGCAUAACUUUGGAUAUACAAUCUUGGCCAUGCGAUUAGGACAGAAUAGUCGAGUGGUUAAAUUUGCUAAAUGGUAUGAGAAAUUCUGGGGACGGCGAGCUCAUGCGCAUCUGGCUGUGUCUUCUGCAAUGCACAGAGAAUUGCUCUAUAAAUGGGAAGUAGACGGCAUUAUUACUACAUUCUACGACCGGCCACCGGCACAUUUUCGAAGAUUAAAAAUAAAAGAAAUACAUAAGUUUCUAAAACGUAUUAACAUUGAAGAAACUAUAACCAGUCAAUCAAUUAGCUCUUCAUCUUUCCUACCACCAUCCUCACCUAAUACAACUCUUUUGACUACCGAAGUUGUUGAUACUUCUUCCGAGGCACCAUCGUACCGUUAUCGCAUCGACAGGCCAAUCCUGAUAGUAAGUAGCACAAGCUGGACGGCAGAUGAAGACUUUUCGAUAUUAAUUGAUGCUGCAAAGAGAUAUGAUGACGCGGCUGAACAGUCAGCGGGAAAGGAUACUUUUCCCAAGUUGUUGUUUGUAAUUACUGGAAAGGGGCCUCUGCGGGAUAAGUACAUGGAGGAGAUUAGUAGACUGACGUUAAAGAAUGCGCGAAUUGUGAGCCUGUGGCUAGAGGCCGAAGACUACCCACUGUUAUUAGGUUCAGCAGAUCUGGGUGUUUGCUUGCACAAGUCAUCUUCAGGGAUGGAUCUUCCCAUGAAAGUAAUUGACAUGUUUGGAUGUGGACUGCCUGUUUGCGCUGUACACUAUGAAUGCCUCAAUGAAUUAGUCAAGCAUAAAAAGAAUGGAUUAGUCUUUAAAGAUGCUGGACAGCUUACCCAACAGAUAAUAGAUCUAUUUAAAAAUUAUCCGGUAAAUGCAGAUGUACUUGAUAGUAUGCGAGAAGAAAUAGAAAAUUUUAGAAAGGAAAAUUCCGAAAAUCAGUGGGAUCUCGCCUUGCUGCCAAUUUUAGCGGCUGGGGGUGUCAAUAACAACAAUAGUAGCGCUAAUAGCAACUGA